UGUGAGCGGCUGCAAAUUCCCAUCUCCCUUUUCAUUCCAGCCUCAUUGUAACAAGCGUUCGACUGGCUUCUCUCUCUCUCCUUCUCCUCGCUCUCCCUCAUCUCAUUGUGUCAGAGUAGGCCAAGUCUGAAGUCCUUUCCAGGGAGUGGCUCUGUUCAUCCUAUUCUCCAGCCAAAGUCAGAACAGCGUAAGGGGAGAGAGACACAGUCAGCAGCCAAAGGACUCGGUGGAAAGAACAGAGCACCGUGGACAAUAUGCUGCUCUUGGGACCCAAGGUGCUGCUGCUCCUCACUGCACUCCUCCUCCCCGCUGACUGGAUACCCCUAGGGGCCAAUGGCCAACGAGGAGAUGAUGUGACUCAAGCGACUCAAGAAACAUUCACAGACGAUCCUAAUCUGGUGAACGAUCCCCCUACAGAUGAAACAGUUCUGGCUGAUGUCGAGCCGUCCACAGAUGACCCGGCCACGUCCAAUGCUAAAAAUACCACUGCAGAGUGCCGGGAUGAGAAAUUUGCUUGCACAAGACUCUAUUCUGUGCAUCGGCCAGUCAAACAAUGCGUCCAUCAGUUAUGCUUCACCAGUUUACGACGUAUGUAUAUCAUCAACAAUGAGAUCUGCUCCCGUCUUGUCUGUAAGGAACAUGAAGUUAUGAAAGAUGAACUUUGCCGUCAGAUGGCCGGUCUGCCCCCACGGAGACUCCGUCGCUCCAACUACUUCCGACUUCCUCCCUGUGAAAACGUGGAUUUGCAGAGACCUAGUGGUCUGUGAUCAUCAAGAAACAGGAAACAAGAAAGAAUGUGAGGUGCAAGGAAGGAGAGUUUCCUUCUUCUCCAACCAUUGUCAGCUAACCCAUAGACAGUAUUUCUUAACCAAUCUCUUUAUAAUGUCCAGCUUUUACUCCUCCUCUCUAAUUUUUUACCCAGACUGAUGACAUUUAUCUCAUACAAAUACAAAGUCUCUGUAUAUUA
Lemur catta (Ring-tailed lemur) is the source of this 967-nucleotide messenger RNA. It is a transcript of the gene MFAP5, whose product is annotated as microfibril associated protein 5. Gene Ontology annotation, biological process: embryonic eye morphogenesis. The transcript has 10 exons. Bases 255 to 767 code for a protein of 170 amino acids. The record is from RefSeq and is a predicted model, not a curated record. Gene Ontology annotation, cellular component: microfibril. Lineage: Eukaryota; Metazoa; Chordata; Mammalia; Primates; Lemuridae.